AUGGAGACGACGUUCCCUAGAGGCACAUUUAAAUUAGGAACAUUUUGUUUUUACAAAGAUACAUGUGGUAAAGCUACAAAACAAUUGGUUUGUAUACGUGACUAUGUGUCGUCUAACCAACGUAUAAAAUCUUUUACGAUUAAAAAUUUAAACACUCCGGGAACAUUAUUAAACCUUGAGGAUUGCAAUAUUGAUUUGGAUGUUGUAAAUAAAACAAUUUCUUGUUGGUAUUGGUCUAAGUAUGCGACAGAUUUUGAAAGUUUAGAGUAUUUUUUACAAGUGUGCAAAAUAGAAAACGAUAAACGUGCUAUUGCUAUUAGAAUGAUUGCUUUAUUUGGAACAAUAUAUUCAGAGUAUAUUAUUAAAGAACUAUCUGCAUUGUUGUAUGGUAAAUCAUAUGCUGUGGAAUUAUGGGACGAUGGAAUCAUGCGAUUGUCAACUCUAAAAAUUGCAUCUUAA
Molecule: messenger RNA, 459 nt
Organism: Paramuricea clavata
Lineage: Eukaryota; Metazoa; Cnidaria; Anthozoa; Malacalcyonacea; Plexauridae
Source: the annotation of a GenBank genome assembly